AUGGCCAAAGAAGACACCCCGUUCUUAUUCCGAUGGUUUUUCCCUAAUGGUGGCGAUAGGCGAAAUGCUCAAGUCAUCCUCAUGAACGCAGAAGGCGAACCUUAUACCGCAUACAAGUUUGAAACAAAAUUCGAUCCUAAUGUCCCCAUCGAGGCUCAAACGCCGCGAACGCAUAUCUACGCCCUGUCACCCCCACGAGCAUCCUACAGCCCAACCAACUCCCACAGCACCCUCGUCCCUCCCCCAAACGAUUAUCUCUCCUCCGAUUCAUCACCACCGCAGAAACCCUCUAAAUUGACGUUCACUCAAUCUAAGAAAGAAAUCGCAACGGUGAAAUGGGAGAAGGAUUUUUAUGCUACCUUCGUUAAGUUUAAUCAUUGGCCCGGGGAGGAUAUCGUUGCGUACGUUCAGCAAGAUGCUAAUGGUGUUGCUGGUGCGAAUGGUACGUUGCUGGUUAAUGGAAGUGCAAAGAAGGGGGGUGCGAGGCAUGAUGAUGAUGAGGAGGAGGAGGAUGGGAAGGAGGUUAAGAGGAUUCAGAAGACUUUCUUAUUGAGGCAUGCUGUUAUGAAGGAGGAGAGUGCGCUUGUGAAGGCCGCCAGUGCAGAUAAAUGCUUGCGAUUCUUGGUGGACGGUUGGAGAGAAUGUAAAUGGAAAUUUUCCAAGUCAACAGGAGAUCUUGUCGUCAUCGGCAGGGAGGACGCGACGACUGAAAACGAACACCUCCUGAGAACUCGACGUGACGCGCGCGCUAGCCUCAUUCUAAAUUUUCGACAGGCCUUACUUGGUAAAGCAUUGCGCGGGAUUACUGGCGAGUGA
Messenger RNA from Cantharellus anzutake, 816 nucleotides. RefSeq lists its product as uncharacterized. Lineage: Eukaryota; Fungi; Basidiomycota; Agaricomycetes; Cantharellales; Hydnaceae. The coding region runs from base 1 to 816 and encodes 271 amino acids. The transcript has 5 exons. The record is from RefSeq and is a predicted model, not a curated record.